UUAGCGGCUGAGGCAGCUGAGCUGUUGCCUGGGCUUGUUCAACCUCCCGCGCAUCCCACCUGCGGCUCUCAAGCCGAACCCGGCUACGUUCUCCGCCUCCUCGCCGUGGCGGCCCCGCGUGGCCCUCCAUGUCUCGCGGGCGGGAGCGGGUGGUAGCUUUGGCGGACAUGGACUGCUUCUACAUGCAGGUGGAGCAGCGCCUGGAGCCCAGCCUGCGAGGGAAGCCGUGCGCCGUGGUGCAGUACAAGACGUGGAAAGGCGGCGGAAUCAUUGCAGUGAGCUACGAAGCUCGUGCUUUUGGAGUUACCAGAAACAUGUUUGCUGCUGAUGCAAAGAAACUAUGUCCGGAUCUCCUGCUAGCACGAGUACCAGAAGCCCAUGGUAAAGCGGAUCUCACCAAGUACCGAGAAGCCAGCGUGGAGGUGAUGGAAGUGAUGUCACGCUUUGCUGUGAUUGAACGUGCCAGCAUUGAUGAAGCCUACAUGGAUUUAACUAGCGCUGUGCAGGAAAGACUUCAGAAGAUGAAAGGGCAGGCUAUUGUAGCAGAGCUGUUGGCAACUACCUACGUCCAAGGAUGGCCAGACAGCCUCGCAGCAGAAGAGAAUACAGGCAACAAAGAAGAACUGCGGGAACGUGGUUUGCGACAGUGGCUUGAAUCAUUGCCUUUCGGAGAUCCCAGCAGUCCAGAGCUGCAGCUGACUGUGGGAGCUGUCAUUAUGGAAGAAAUGAGGGCAGCUGUGGAAUCUGUCACUGGAUUUAGGUGUUCCGCUGGCAUUUCUCACAACAAGGUAUUAGCAAAGCUGGCCUGUGGCCUCAACAAGCCUAAUCGUCAGACUUUGGUGUCACAGGGUUCCGUCCCUCAGCUCUUUAGCAAGAUGCCAAUCAGCAACAUCCGCAAUCUUGGAGGGAAGCUUGGGGCCUCUAUCACUGAACUUCUGGGAGUGGAGUAUGUAGGAGAGCUGAUCCAGUUCAGUGAAUCACAUCUUCAAACCCACUUUGGAGAGAAGACUGGCUCCUGGUUGUAUGACUUGUGCAGAGGGAUGGAGCAUGAGCCUGUGAAACCUAGACAAUUGCCCAAAUCCAUUGGCUGUAGUAAGAAUUUCCGUGGAAAAACAGCUUUGGUUACUCAGAAGCAGGUGCAGCAUUGGCUUCUGCAGCUGGCCUUGGAGCUGGAGGAGAGACUGAACAAGGACAGAGAUCAAAACAACCGGGUCGCUAAACAGCUGACUAUUGGGAUCCGUAUGCAGGGCUGUAAACAUGCCAAUGGCUUAUCCCGCUGCUGUGCCUUAGCAAAUUAUGAUGCCCAUAAAAUCAGCAGAGAUGCUUUUGUGCUAAUCCAGAACUGCAAUACUGCAGGAGGCCAGCAGGCUGCAUGGUCUCCCCCAAUUACACUUCUUCAGCUUUCUGCAAGCAAGUUUUCAGAAGCUCGUGCUUCCUCUGUGAACAUUACUUCCUUCCUGACGACUGACAGCCAAGGUACCCAAGCCACUUGCAGCAGCCCAAAUGGCAAGUCUAUUGAAAGCCCCAAAAAGGAGACCCUCAGGAAGACAACCAAUUCUAUUCAGAUGCUUUUUCAGAGGGCAGUGGAAAAGAAACAGGCCCAGACUAUGGCCAGGAACUCUCUUCCUGGUGUCAGCAGUGAAAGCACCUUACCAUCAAUACCAGAGUCCAGUAUCUGUCAGGAUAAACGACUCACCCCCAUUAACAGUCAGAUUCCAAAAGCUCCUGCGGAACAAAGUAUCACCAGGAGCAACCCAGACUGCAUGCAGAAACAGCUCUCGGUAGAACAGUCUUUGGCCAGCUCCGAAGCAGGGCUCCUGGAGAUCCCUUUAGAAACAGAAUUGCCUGAGGUCUCUUCAGAGCUCCCUGAUCUGUGCAAGGAAAAGGAAGUGCAUCCUGCUACUGGAAUUUCCCAGGUAGGGGCUGAUAGUUGGGCUCUUCAUCCUUGUACUGGUGACACGAUGCUGUGCGAGAAAUGUAAUCAACAGGUGUUGGUAUGGGAGUUCACAGAACACUCUGACUACCACUUUGCUGUGGAGCUGCAGAAUUCUCUCUCAGGAACUGACUCCUUCAGGCCAUCUUUGCCUCCCACCAGCCCUCCAGCUAAGGGCAAAAGUAAACAGAAGACACCCACAGCCUCCAAGGCCAAAAGGCCAAGGCAAAGCACAGAUAGGACUUUGGAUUUCUUUUUUAAGAGGCCACCUCCUUAGGAUGAAGCUCAUCUGAGCAGCUUAUCUUGGAAAAAAGAAGGUGCAACUUAUUUGCCUUUAUCUAAUAUCCAUAAGUACAUAGGAUAAUAAAUUGUUCCAAACAGGUGCUUGAAAAGCUACAGGACUCCCCAUUGUUGUUACAAGAACCUGCACUUGGUAGUCAAGGUUAUUUUGCCUUCUGUAGCGCAUUCUUGCUCUGUAGCUUCAGAUGGUGACAGAUGUCGCAUCAAGAUGCCAUAUCAACGAUACUACCAAUUUAUGGUAGUCACUGGGGCCAUCUCUAGUCAGACUGUCCCUUCCCCAGGGCCAUCUUUACAUUGUAUGUCAUUCAUUUGUUUUAGUAUUUUAAACUUGUAAAGGUAUUGGAUGCAAUACAUGCUUCUGAAGAUCUAGAGAGGUGUUGCCCGAGGGCUUUCCUAGGCCUGCUCUAGGCAACUAAAUGUCAAGGGAUGAACUUGGGCACUUCUGCAUCCUGCUCAUGUGUUCUCUCAUUUUGCUGCUUAGAUCAGAGUUGUAGGUUGUGACUGGUUUUUACUAUGGUGGGGAUUGCCCUUCCAUAGGCACUUUGAGGAAGACAGCCGUUAGAGUUGAAUAGAUACUGGAAUAUGCAUUGCGCAAGUCCACAUGUGCCCACUUGACCACUUUGAUCAGCGGAAUUGGCGCUAUCUAGGCGCCAUGUGAUAACUGUUCUGCAUUUUUAAGAAUUCGAUUUUUUAGUGUGGCAGCACCUGCACUUUGGAACCCCCCGCCUACUGAGAUUAAGAAAGCGCCUUCAUGGUACUCUUUUCAGCACCUGCUAAAAACAUUCUUGUUUA
Lacerta agilis (Sand lizard) is the source of this 3025-nucleotide messenger RNA. RefSeq names its product DNA polymerase eta (gene POLH). The record is from RefSeq and is a predicted model, not a curated record. Gene Ontology annotation, cellular component: replication fork; site of double-strand break; nucleus. The coding region runs from base 129 to 2210 and encodes 693 amino acids. Gene Ontology annotation, biological process: error-prone translesion synthesis; response to radiation. Gene Ontology annotation, molecular function: DNA-directed DNA polymerase activity; damaged DNA binding. Lineage: Eukaryota; Metazoa; Chordata; Lepidosauria; Squamata; Lacertidae. The transcript is spliced from 10 exons.